CAAAUACAAGGACCUGACACAACUAUUAAUAUGUCACUUUUGUAAUUUAUUACUUCAAAAGUAAAGAAUUCGUCAAUAAUGGAAUUUUAGGACGUCUCCAAAUUUUAACUAGAGUUUUGGACAAUCAUGUAUGUUCAUCACUACUGGGUAAAUGUUGUACUAGUAUUGGCGACUCUAAUAAAAUCCAAUGAAGCGAUCAGUCUAUCAACUAUGCACGGUUCGUGCGGAUCCAGGCCGUUUGGACCUGCAUCAGUGGGAACGGAAUUUGUUGGUCCAACACACGGUCAUGUAGUAACGUUCCAUUCUGAUCAAGGCGGAUAUGAUUUUGUACCUGCGCAUACAGGGAUAUAUGACACCGACAUUGAUUGCUGGUUAAUACUUAAAGGGCAACCCAAUACUGCGGACCAGCCGGCGAAGAAAAUAUCAUUAUCGUGGAGGGGAAAUUUCCACAUGAUUGGAUAUGGUGGUGAUAACUAUGUGGAUACAGCAUGUGAUAGAGCCUUGGUUGAAGUGUAUGAUGCUGAGGAUGAUGGGAUGACACUAACGAAUAGACUUGCACAUGGUUGUGGAUCUACACCACCGGCAGUUUCUAUCAGCAAUGCUGAAACUUUUGUGGUGCAUCUUUACGUUGCGGCUAAACCACCUGAUAUUAACUACACUGAGAUCAUCCCCUUUCCUCAAAAUAAUGCCACGUGUAAUAACGCUACAGAAGUGUCGGUAUGUGCUCUGAACGCCACAUCUUGUGAGGUUGACUGUACCUGCCAAUUCAUCAACAACACACAGACAAAUUUGAACAUGACAACCCUUUCACCAAAUGCGACAAAUGCAAAUACAACAAAUACAACAGUUGCUACCACAACCGUUGCCGUAACAACUGCUGCCACAACUGUAGUUACCACAGCAAACAUGACGUACAAUGCGACAACUAUAGCAACGACUAUGGCGUCAAAUAUAACCAACAUGACAACGUUGGCACCUUGUGUGGAGCAAUUAAACAUCACUAAUGUUACAGUGCUACAACCACGGAUAAGAUUCACUUUAGAUUUUACAUCUUAUUUUGAAGGUGAUUGCUCUAUUGAUAAUAUCGACGAUGGGCUUCAGAUGCAAUGUGACUCUGGACGUUGUAUUGACGACACCUUAAGAUGUGAUGUUUACUAUUCACCAAAUUGUGGGACAUCAGAUAACAGUGACAUCAGAGCGUCAGAACCAGGCAAUUGUAGACCCACACGACCGCCUGACUUAUUCCCAUUGUACCUCGUACUUGGGUUGCUAGCCGCUCUAGCCAUGUUGUACUGGUGUUGCUGGAGACCUGGCUAUUGCCCAUGGAGGCUUGCUCGAUUACGCAACGUAAAAUGCUGCAAGAGACCGUGUUGCCAUCCGUGUCGUAACAGCCCAGCAUGUCGCAAAACAGGUUGCUGUGGUAGUCCUGCAACUGGAGCAUGCGCUGCAUGUUCUCCAACAUGUUGCACUGGCGCCCCGGGACCUGGUGGAGGAGGGGGUUGUCUUGGCCCGUGUAGUAGGCUGCCAUGUUGUUCUGGAGGCCCAGGGCCAGGAAGUGGAGGUCCAGGUAGCGGUCCUAAGAAAGGACCAUGUGGUUGCUGUGUACCCCUCAAUGGGAGUCUAGCAAGUGGUAAUGGUGCAGGAUGGGGUCCCAACAAAGCCAAAGCUGGUGGUAAAGGCGGACUAGGACCUAACGGUUGGACUAACUUUAGUAAUGAUGAUGGAGCUCAUGUUAGAGAAACACGAUAAGCGUUGUACCACAUGUAUCAAAGUAUUGCUUCUGGGACAGAACUACAUGCCAUGGAUAUCAGGCCCGUUGCCCAAAAAUUUCCAAGGGGGUUCACA
Molecule: messenger RNA, 1845 nt
Organism: Owenia fusiformis
Lineage: Eukaryota; Metazoa; Annelida; Polychaeta; Sabellida; Oweniidae
Source: the annotation of a GenBank genome assembly